Messenger RNA from Lampris incognitus (smalleye Pacific opah), 1930 nucleotides. Its product is annotated as zinc finger protein 696. Bases 193 to 1914 code for a protein of 573 amino acids. The record is from RefSeq and is a predicted model, not a curated record. Gene Ontology annotation, biological process: regulation of transcription by RNA polymerase II. Gene Ontology annotation, molecular function: DNA-binding transcription factor activity; RNA polymerase II cis-regulatory region sequence-specific DNA binding. The transcript is spliced from 5 exons. NCBI's taxonomy places the organism in Eukaryota, Metazoa, Chordata, Actinopteri, Lampriformes, Lampridae.
AAGGAAAACAGUGGCUGGGAGAGAGUAGUGAAGUUGGGUGUUUUUCCCCCUUUGUCCCUUCGUCUUUUCGCUUAACACCAACGGUUUGUCUGCUCAGCGAUCUUGGAAAGCGCCCGCCGUGUCGUCAGCUGACUCGUCGAUCUGCUGAUUUCAAAUAAGAAUCGCCGCCCGGUCUGGGUUGGACCUGCGGCCAUGGAGGAGUCUGUGACCACCUUCGAGACCCAUCUGACGGCUGUCAUGGACAGCCUUAUCCGAGCGUCAGUCUGCGAGAUCACCAAACUCUUCCAGGAGACGGUCAACGACUACCUGGCGGAGCUGUCCAUCAACAGGAAAGAGAACGAGGCUUUGAAACUCAGACUGAGAUUGACCGAGAACAAAUUGAGAAACGAACGCAAGUACGGCAUGGGGUGGGCUUCCAACCGCCGCAAUGCCGGACUGGGGCUGAAGGAUGAAGGGGUUGGAGGGCGGAAGAAGCGAAAACUUGAGGCGCCCCGAGGAAAGCCAAAGCAGAGCUCAGUGGUGGCCUAUGGAAAGGGCUGGCCUGGAGGUGUCUGGGAGGAAGGAGGAGGUGGCGGGGGAGGAGGAGGGGGAGCCGUGGGGCUGGUAGCAGGCGGAGGCGGGGGGAAGGAGGCCAGGGAGAUGUACCUUAUCCAGUUCCCCGGGGAUGAAGAGGAAGAGGGAGGGAUGGUGGAGGAUGAGGAAGGGGGGGGCAGCCUCGGUGGAGAGGGGGAGGAGACGGCCGACAUCAAAGAGGAGUUUUCUCAGCUGGAGGGAUAUCAACCUGCCUCCCUCCAGCUAAUUAAAGAGGCACUGAAGAUGGACCUGCCCAACCAGAACCACCAGACCACAUCCAGAGCCCAAAGCGAGGGUGAUCUGUCAGAUCGUCUGCCGUCCCUUCAGCCAGGAGCCACUGAGGAAGAGGACUGGGAGGUGGGCUCAACUGAGCCCUCUGAAGGAGGCAUGAGCUUAGAGGAGCUUAGGGGUCUGGAGACUGCACUAAGGGCUGAAAGGGGCCGUGAGCAGGCCGCCAUGAGAGCCUCUAAUCCAGCCACCCCCAACACAGAGAUGAUACAAGGCAGUGAGAUCAGCUUGGCCCCCAAAUACAUUGGCCUUGAUGGGCUGGAACAGGAUGGGGAGCUGGAGCCCCAGCCACCCACCCUGGAGAGAGAGGACCUACUGGGGCAAGGAAGGUUGAAGGACACUUUGAGGCCUGGAGGGGCAGGGGGAGUGGAGCUGAGGUCAGGCUGGUCUAAGAGACUGAGAGAGAGGUCUGCAGAUGGAGCCACAGCUGGCGAUGGUGCGUCGGAACAGAGAGGAAUUGAAGAACUGCCCCAUCUGUCUGCACCAGGGAGUGUCGGGGAUAGCGGAGGGGAGGAAGAGGGAGGUGGGGAAAUGCUGCACUUUUGCCCACAGUGCGGAGGAGGCUUCACCUCAGAGGCUGAGCUGGAGGAGCACCCCUGUCCACUAGGGGGCGCCCACUUGCAGGGCAGUGGGGCAGAGGAUACUCCCUUUCCCUGUGCGUCUUGCGGGAACUCCUUCAGCCACGCCUGGGCGCUGAAGAACCACGAGUGUGCUUGCGCCGCCGAGCGACCCCACUGCUGUGAGCUCUGCGGAAAGCGCUUCACGCACUCCCGCUCCCUUGAACGCCAUCAGCUCGUGCACACAGGCGAGAGGCCGCACCGGUGCCCACAGUGCGGGCGCAGCUUCAGUCGCCUAGGCAACCUGGAACGCCACCAGCGGAUCCACACAGGUGAGCGUCCGUACGGCUGCGAGGCAUGCGGGAAGAGGUUCAGCCGUGUGGAGUACCUCAAAAGACACCAGCUCAUCCACAGCGAGAAGGCUGUGCUCGAGUGCGCCCGGUGUGGGAGGAGUUUCAGCGAAGUGGAGCAGCUGAAAAACCACCAAUGCUUUUAGAACACCUCCCGAAAAU